Puccinia graminis f. sp. tritici CRL 75-36-700-3 is the source of this 1051-nucleotide messenger RNA. RefSeq lists its product as uncharacterized. Gene Ontology annotation, cellular component: mitochondrion; mitochondrial inner membrane. Gene Ontology annotation, biological process: mitochondrial respiratory chain complex IV assembly. Lineage: Eukaryota; Fungi; Basidiomycota; Pucciniomycetes; Pucciniales; Pucciniaceae. The transcript has 3 exons. Bases 48 to 485 code for a protein of 145 amino acids. The record is from RefSeq and is a predicted model, not a curated record.
CAGGAAACCAGGAAGCGCAAGACCUACAUAUAAAACUCAUCCACUCGAUGGCUUCACCCACAUCCUUACCCCCACCCGCGCCCAGACCAACAGCAUGGGAAGCACUACAGUCUUUCAACCUCAAUGACAGUCUUCAGGAUAGAUUCGCAAGAGUGCCCUCUCAGAGGAAGGCAUUGAUGUUUGGCAUGGCCGGAGGAACAUGCAUCGGUGGCCUCCGGUUUAUUUCAACGAGACGGGGAUGGUCAUCGGCCAACUGGGGCGUCUACUCGUUCGUAUUCUUAUCAUCGAUAUCCUACUAUCAACUGAGUCAAAAACGACAGACCGAGGUCGAACAGAUCCAGCAAGUGGUCACCAAAAUGAAUCAAGUCAAACCUAGUCCUAAGCUGACAGCCAAUCUGGCCUCCGAAGGCGAGAGACUCACUGAAGAAAAAUCGGAAUCAACUGGCGAUCAAAAUCUGAAUAAAAAGAAGUCUUGGCUAUGGUGAUUCUAGCUCAAUCGAUCUGGAUUCUGUAAUCUACCUUACAAGAAGCAUGUAUCACAAAUAUUGUAAACUUGAUCAAUUCACCAGCAUUUCAUACAUACAUCCAAAUCACCACGACAUCUCGCUCUUGACUCUGUGUUAAAAACCUUCUUGGAAUUCAGUUAAUUCGCGUUAAUUUAGAAACCAAUAUCCGAACAAAUUUAUGGAGAGCAAGAAAAGAACGACCUCGAUUGAAAACAAUAAAAACAGCUCGCCCUUAGUCAAAUCAUCACUUUUCGACGGAGACUAGAAGAAAAAGAGAAGGAGAAUUUUUCUAGAAGAAGGCUACAGGAAGAAUUUAAUGUUGAAAUUGAAAUUUCUGUUCAAUCAAUUUUACCAAAUUGUGAAGAACAGUUGAAUAAUGAUCCGAAUACCAAGUUGUAAGAACAAAUCCUGCUGAUCUUUUCAGGAUGAGGGGAUCUUCCUUAACUUGAGAGAAAUACACUAUUAAUUGUAAUUGAACCAUCUGAAAGCCUUCACAAACUCCAUUUCUUGCAUCCUCCCAAGGUGCCAGAUCUCCCUUAAUUUUG